CCCAUUUAGUUACCAUCAUUGCACUGCUUCUUGUCCCCUCCCCUCCAGACAUAGACAACAACACACACCUUAAUAAUAGGGGCGCGCCUUCGACAUAGCCGGCGACCAAUAACCCGUCUGUCUGGACUGAGACCAAGGGGAUGAGCGCUAGCCGAGGCCCAAUCAGCGCUUUUGUGUUGCCUGCCGGUGCCGGGGACUGGUCGCGAGGAGCUACUGCAGCGCUUCAGGAUCUGAAAGAGAACCCCGAGCUUGUGGAACCUGAGGGAAAGUCGAGUCAGGAUGGAGCGGAUGUCUGAGGAGGCGCUGCGGCUGAACCUUCUCAAGCGGGGCCUGGAGACGUCCGAGGAGCGUGAAGAGGCCCUGGCCAAGCGCCUUAAGAUGGAGGGCCACGAGGCUAUGGAGCGCCUCAAGAUGCUGGCCCUGCUCAAGCGCAAGGACCUGGCUGCGUUGGAAGGGGCAGCGGUGGCAGCCGGGUCCCUGGACGGCGGCAAAGGCGGACUGGGGGCGAGCCACCACCACCAGAGUAUGCUGGCGGGCGCGGCGGCGGCCUAUGAGGAGAAGAUGAACGGGAGGCUGGGGGGCCACGGAGGGCCGAGUAAGAACGGCAAGGAGAACAUGGUGGACGAACCAGUGGACUUCAGCGCCAGAAGAGGCGAUGUGGACCGUGAGCGACACACUCCGUCCCCGGACGUGAUCAUCCUGUCGGACAACGAGGCUUCCAGUCCCAGGGGGACGCCCCACCCCGAGGAGAGGCUGCACCAGGCCAACCUGGAGAUCUUCAAGGGGAAGACUGGCGAGGAGCGGCAGCAGAUGAUCAAGGCUCUGAGGGAAGAGCUGCGUCUGGAGGAGGCCCGUCUGGUGCUGCUCAAGAAGCUUCGGCAGAGCCAGAUCCAGAAGGAGAAUGUCGUGCAGAAGGUACCAGUGGUCCAGAAUACCCCCUCUUUAGUGCAGCCAUCCCCCAUCCACAGUUCACAGGGGAUGGGAAAGCUGCCGGUGCGCCCUGGCAUGCACACCCCGGAGCCCCAGAACUUUCGCAGUGCACAGGGUCACACAGUCAUCAGGUCGGGGGCCAAUGCCUCCCUGCCACCGAUGAUGAUGUCACAGAGGGUCAUCGCCCCCAACCCAUCCCAGCUACAUGGCCAGAGAAUGCCCUCCAAGCCUGGCAUGGGCCGCUCCAGCACGGGCAGUAUGAGCAACAUCAGCUACCAGCAGGCCACCAGCCAGCAGGUGGCGGCGUCCCAGCGUUCGGGUUCCUCUGCAAUCUACAUGAACCUGGCCCACAUGCAGGCGGCAGGGGCUGGUGGUGUGGGCGGUGUGGGGAUGGGCGGCAGUGGGAUGGGCGCUGUCAGCCCUUCCACCAUAUCGAGCGGCACAGGUGGCGGCAGCAGCUCCGGCGUGAGUUCCCUGGCGGACCAGGCCAGCAGCCAGGCGGCAGCCAAGCUGGCCUUGCGCAAACAGCUGGAGAAAACCCUGCUGGAGAUUCCCCCACCCAAGCCUCCGGCCCCACUGCUGCACUUCCUGCCGUCGGCCGCCAACAGCGAGUUCAUCUACAUGGUGGGCCUGGAAGAGGUGGUGCAGAGCGUCAUCGACAGCCAGGGUAAGCUGCGGGGGACGCUGUCGCGCAUGGAGCCCUUCUUCUGCGGCCAGUGCAGGAUCGACUUCACACCCCACUGGAAGCAGGAGAAGGGCGGGCGUAUCCUCUGUGAGCAGUGCAUGACGUCCAAUCAGAAGAAGGCCCUGAAGGCGGAGCACACCAAUAGACUGAAGAACGCAUUCGUCAAGGCCCUGCAGCAGGAGCAGGAGAUUGAGCAAAGGCUCCAGCAGCAGGCGGCCCUCUCACCCAGCACGGCUCAGACAGUUCCCAACGUCAGCAAGGCCGAGACCAUGAUCCGACAUCAUGCCCUGCGUCAGGCUCCCCAGCCUCAGGCCUCCAUGCAAAGGGGUCUCUCCAGCUCGGCAAGGGGCGUCCUCUCCAACUUCGCCCAGGCAUCCCAGCUCUCCGUGGCCAGCGGCCUGCUGGGGAUGACGGGGAAGCAGCGCUGCGGAGGAGGAGGUGGCAGCAGUAGUGGUGGCGGUGGCAGCAGUCGGAUCCAGCAUGAUGGCCGUCGCCAGAUCUACAACAUCCCCGGUGGGUUUUUGAGAACCCCUUAUGGAUUGAACAUUGCAUACCUGAACCAAGGAGGGGUUGGGGCCCACAAGGGCUCCAGCUUAGCUGACCGCCAGAGGGAGUACCUGUUGGACAUGAUCCCGCCACGCUCCAUAUCGCAGUCCAUCAACGGACAGAAAUGAACCCCGCCCUUUACCCCCACCUUCCCAAUCCUCUCCCCAAGGGCCACCUUCUCCACCCCGCCACCAUGCCCUCACAAAAAAAAGACCACCUCCCCCAUCCCAUUGCAUGCAGUGCCUGUCCGUGUGCCUACCUAAACUAACCCAUGAGAAACGACACAAUCAGCCUGAGAAACGACACAAUCAGCCUGAGAAACGACACAAUCAGCCAGACAAAAGACAACCAAACUGUCAGUGCAUCUUCUCGACUUUCUUACUAUAGCAAAAUGAUUUAGAAGACUUUCAAAUCAUUUGUACUACUAUUAUUGCCGCUGUUACUAUUAUUAUUAUGAUAACUGUUACCGCUUCAGUUACUAUUACUCUUAUUAAGCUUUUUUAUUGUUAUGCUAUGUAGAGCGCCUUUCAGUUCAUACCUUUACUUUUAUUUAUUUGGGGGGGGGGGGCGACUAUUGCAGGGUUGCUUUCGGAUUUCAUUGUUUUUGGCAUAAUUGUAUUUUAGUUACUCCCCUUCUACACUCCAUAUGUAUGGUUAUUUUAGUUACUCCCCUUCUACACUCCAUAUGUAUGGUUAUUUUAGUUACUCCCCUUCUACACUCCAUAUGUAUGGUUAUUUUAGUUUUCAAAAUGUUUAAAGCCACCUUCUGUUAUGGAUUGGAUUCUUGUGAAGUUUCAACGCGGCAAAAGAGAUGGACAUAUCGCUAUGUAAGAGGGCGAUCAUGUGGAAUGAACCGGAUCUAACUGGACACUGGUCCAAAUGACUGACUGCCCUGCUUUGAGUCGACCAGAAAAGAUGACGGAUCAUAACCAGGAAGCACUAUUCAUAUUUUUAUUUGACACAGUAUUAAUGGAAGCGAGAAAAUCCAGAAAGUGCGCGCUAUGGAGCAGAUAGAUUUUUUUUUAAAUCUAUGAACUAAGCACAGGAAAGUCCACCGGUGUUUGCGGUGAGAGAAAAAAUACCUGCCAUGUCACCGGUGGAGGCCAUGGCCUGCAUAGAGAGGGAGCGUGGCAGCCAUUUUGGACUGUGGCGUAUCGUCCCAUCUCGCUGCUUGGCACAGGCCUGAAAAUGGGGUCAUGAAACCUGCCCCCAAGAUUCUCCAUUGCCCCUCAAUGCCUUCACUUUCAGAGUAUGCAGAGACUUCAAACCUUUCUAAACCCAACUGUUCCUUGUGGUACCGCGAGGGAAAUGGCGAGGACUCGAGCAGGAGGUGGCAGUGGCAUGUCAUUUGUUUUCUUGUUGUUGUAGGGUUUCUUGAUUUGUCGUUGUUUUUAUUUGAGCCGUCUCCUGUAGAAAAGGCUGCGUAUCUGUGAGGUACUUGCCCCAGGAGACGAUAAUUAUCAAAAAAAUAGUGAACAGAUUGAAACUAUUCAAAUAUCUAUAUGGAUUAUGUAUUGAUGGCUAGCUUGAGAGAAAGGAGACUGAAAUGGAUUUAUCUAGAAAAUGGUAUAGAUGGAUCAAUCAUCGUGUUCAGGCAAUGCACACGAGAUGCCUCAUUCUCGAGGAGCACUUUUCUUAUUAUGAAUCAAAUGAAAAUAAAAGGUUAAAAAUGUUACAAUUCCCAGGUACCCCAAGGUGCGGAUGUCAUCCGAUUGUCUUCGGGAGAGAGACCAUUGUCCAGAGUGUUCAUGUGGACUGUAUCAGAUGACAUUCAAUUGGUUAACCCUCUUAUCUUUUCAAUGAUUUGAACAGUUUUGUUAACGCUGGCACUGACACCAAAUUGUUUUUAUACUUUUUUUGUUGCCCCCCUGUUGUCCUUUGGGGCAUCGGUCAUACAAGCAUGGUCUCUCACACCUGUCAACACUCUUUUACCACUGCCACACACAUUUCACCAGCAGCACUUUCUAUGUUUGUCUUUCGGUUUAGUCAAGUUUGCUACACGUCAUACAAUACAUUAAAGCAGUGUUCAGUAAAUGUGCAGUAUUACUCCGAGAGAGCUAGACCAGCAGAUCUUCAAUUAGUUUGGGGUUUGUCUGGCUGGCAGAGGAGAUACGUUUUUACAUGUGUCUCCGUGUAGAAGCUAUAGGGGGUUUAUGGCUAGUCUUGGGAAGAUCAGACAGGACUUUUAGUUUGUGCUAGGUUCAGCGUCACAGUUUUCAGUCUUUCAGGCUGUUAGAGGAUUGUUGCAUUAUUUACUGCUAUAACCUAUCUUUGCAAUUUCACCUCUCACUGUAUCAGGAGUUUAGGUCAACCGUUGAACGACAUAAAACAUUUGCCCCUGAAGGCCAUUGGCUCAACAGCGUAUUAUGUCCGUUUUUGGUCAAAUAGGUUAUUGAAUAAAGGGUUCGGGCACAUCACCAUCCCAAUGGCCAUAGAGAGUCUUAAGUAAAGCCAAAGGACCAUCGAAGACCCUGCAAUAAUAUUGGCACUUAAAAAUGUCUCACCUGUAUUGUUCACUGGCCUCAAGAAAGAGUUUGGGGUUUUUCACCCUCUUAUGCACUGACAACCUGUAUGGUGUGGUUGUGAGAUUAUGACCAACACUGUUCGAGUGGAAGCUAUGAGGAGCUGAACCAAACAAGAUGGAUUCUUUGAAAUGGGGGUAAUCUACUGAUUUGGAUCAAUCUCAGGAUAGUUAACACUACUAUCACUGGGUGUGUGCAGUUUAGCAGGCCUGACAUGACGGGCUUACAUUUAGUCUUACGGCAGAGUAGUCUGAAAAUUGGAUACAAGCUCUACCCACUGGAUACUCCGAUUUGGUGUGUCAAGUACAGUCAUGCGGUGGCCUAUGAAAUCUCAAGUUCCCAUUUCCUAGUUCUUGUAAGUUAUUUAUACUGAACAUACACCAAGUCAUUAUGAAACUACCUUGGGUUUGAUUGGCAGGUGCAAUAUGUAGAUGUGAAUGGAAGUUUACAUUCAGAAGAGAAAGUUUUUUGUUGUUGCUUAUACUAUUGUCAAUCAAUACCUUCUUUUGUGGUUGGUUGCUAUAGGAUGUCAUUUGAAAAAAUGUUUGUCGGGGUACAUUUUCUUUCCCACCCCAUCAUAUAUUUGAUUUGACUGUCGUUUUUUCUAUGUCCUUUUGCUACAAAGCUGGACUUGUAUAUUGAAGAUCCUUUCUCUCUCUUGCAGACUGUAAUAGAUGAAUCCACACACCUUGGUAAUUUCAACCACAAUCUUUUAUUUUUAUGUCAAAUGUUUUAGGGUUUUUAAAUGUCAUUCUUCUAUUUCUGAUGUCUCAAUUCAGUUAAUUGUUUUGUUUUGUUUGUAAUGUUUUAAGUUUUCAAGAAAAAAUCUAAAAAAUUAUCAAACAACAUUUUAUUGACUGAAAUAAAAAUGACACGAUAUUUGCUAGGUCAGAAGUAAUAAUGACUUAUUGUACAUAAGCUUUUUUUCUCCCUUCAAAAAAAAAAAAGGUAUAUUGUGUAGAAAAGCAAACAAAAAGCCAUGAAUAUAGUGAAGCUUGCCAUUUCGUUUUGUGAUCACUGUGUAUUAUUGUGUAACAAAUGUGCAAAAUGUAUGGGAUUCUCUUAUUAUUAUUUUUUUACACAUUUUCUCCCUGGUUGUCUUUUUUUGUUGUAGUGAGUAGGGUUUGCCGGAAAAGUGGUCAUUGUUCUGACGGAGUUAGAUCCAUUCCACAGGCUUUGAGCGUGAAGAAUGUCAAGUUCACGUAUGUUUGUUGUAUGUUCUAUUAGAAAGUCAAUGCUGUUCAGUGUAUUUCUUACUUUGGUUGAGCUCAUGCAGACUUCAUUUGUGAGGACGUGGCAUGGGUCAAAGCGCUGACGGACAGUACUACCCCGGGAUAGUCAUCAAAUCCACAGAUCUCUCUGUGUUUUGUUGAUUUCAAUUUCUGUACUGAACUACAGGGCUACCCAUGUCUGAAAUGACAAGUUUAAAAAGUUACAUUUCCUUUGCUUUCUUCCAUAUUUCUAUGAAUAUGAAAAGGUGACAUUUUGUAAUGCUCAUGCUUUCCAUUGGAACAUAUAAGUUGUCAACAACAAAAAAAUACAAAAUAAAAUAAAAAGUAUUUGUUUUUAAUCUAGUGUGCUAGGAGCUGUUGGAGAUGAGUGAAAUAUUGCCCUCGUCACAAAUGUGUUCUGGUUAACAUCUGUUUUGGGGGAUUUUCAUGGAGUUAUCAAACUGACAAUACUAUAUUGACUGCCAUAUAAGUGAGUUAAAUAAUAAUGGGGUUGUGUCUAAAACCUUUUAAGGCAGAUAAAGCUGCCCAUCAGGACAGUGUUAGUUAUGGGGUUUACUAAUCGUGAUGUCAUUCUGAUGGAGGACUGAUCACAUUUCCUGGCUACACAAAUUUAUUAUUUUAUUGGUAUAAUUUCAUUUACUCUUGGCGUUUUAGUUAUUGUUGGAAAUGCAGGUGACUUUUUGAAGGGGAGGGAGGGGGGAUUUAUUGCAAAUCAUUUUCUAAAUUUGAUGUGAAUAUGCUGAAAGCUUUUCUUUUUAUACAUAUAAAAUUAACUGCAAUUCCUCAGUUUGAACAUUGCAUAAUGUUGAUGUUGUAUAUUACAUUUGUGAGAAAAAAAUGACAUUGAUAAUGACUCAAUCUGUAUCAAUUGAAUGGACAUUGGGGAAUGGGUGAAAAUAUUAAAAUGAAUUUUGAUCCUAUAAAAAAAGCCCUUUUGUUUUAUUUUGAUUUCAAAUGUAAAUCCUGACCUUUUGCACAUACUUGAUAUUUAACUGUCUUCAAAAAAAAUGAAAGAAUAUUGAUGCUGUUUGAAAUCUGCCAGUUGGUUAAUAAUGAUUAUGCAUUGACUGAAAAAAAAUAAGCUAAUUUUGGAGGAAAUAACUUUGUAAUAUUUAUCUCUUGCAAGCUAUGUUUAAUAAAGGAUGGAACGAUUUA
Oncorhynchus nerka (sockeye salmon) is the source of this 7070-nucleotide messenger RNA. Its product is annotated as transcriptional repressor p66-beta-like. The transcript has 11 exons. Gene Ontology annotation, biological process: negative regulation of transcription by RNA polymerase II. Gene Ontology annotation, cellular component: NuRD complex. Bases 280 to 2289 code for a protein of 669 amino acids. The record is from RefSeq and is a predicted model, not a curated record. NCBI's taxonomy places the organism in Eukaryota, Metazoa, Chordata, Actinopteri, Salmoniformes, Salmonidae. Gene Ontology annotation, molecular function: sequence-specific DNA binding.